AUGGCUCGCCAACCCUCUCUCGACUCUGAACGUCCCAUUAUGGCUCAAUCGAACCGAAACUCGAAGCGAUUCUCCACCAUCAGUGGAAGCCCCUCGCUGGCUGCCUCCGAUCGCACAAACGGCACUCUACCCAGCGGCGACCCCAGAAUCGCUGACAUCUACCACCUCCACGAUGGCUUCGAGCGCCUCGAGAACAAGCCUCUCACCAAGCAGCGAUUCGUCCCCACAGAGGAGAAGUCAAACAACUUGAACAAACUCGCUCUUGGGGCUAAGGUCGAGCGCGCUCUCGGCCGGAGGAUGACUGGCCAAGACGCUGUCAUGCGCAAGCCUCUCUCUGAGAAGAAUGAGGUGCGGACUGACUAG
Messenger RNA from Penicillium expansum, 363 nucleotides. RefSeq lists its product as uncharacterized. Lineage: Eukaryota; Fungi; Ascomycota; Eurotiomycetes; Eurotiales; Aspergillaceae. The coding region runs from base 1 to 363 and encodes 120 amino acids. The transcript is spliced from 2 exons. The record is from RefSeq and is a predicted model, not a curated record.